Erythranthe guttata (spotted monkey flower) is the source of this 2271-nucleotide messenger RNA. The record is from RefSeq and is a predicted model, not a curated record. Lineage: Eukaryota; Viridiplantae; Streptophyta; Magnoliopsida; Lamiales; Phrymaceae.
AAUAAGAAAAAAACCACCCCACCAUUCCACUACGUUUAAUCUUGAUGAUAUCCCACAUCGAUUCCCUAUAAAGAAAAGGCAGAUUUCUGCUCAUUCAGAUUCUUCUCUCUCUCUAGAACUCUCUCUCUCUCUCUAGAACUCACUCCACCACCCACAAAUCACCAUGUUAUAAAAUUGAAAUAAAGCUUAUCCAGCUAGCUAAAGUCCAAUUCUUCAAAGGCAAAAAAAUAUAUUCGUAUAAUCGUAUAGUUUUAAUCAUUAAUAAUACAAUUAUUAUUAUUAUUCCAACAGAAAAUAUAUCACUCACUCACAAAGGAGGUUGAAUUUUUAUUAUUUGAUGUGUGGGUCUUUAAUUUAUAAUUAAAAUUAUAAUAAAUUUGUUUGAUCAUUAGAUGGAUACUUUGUUUAGACUAGUCAGCCUUCAACAACCAGAAGAUCAGUCCUUCGAUUCAAGCAGAACUUCCAGCAGCUCCAGAUCUUCCCGCCAAAACCCUAAUUACAGCCAAGAAUGCUUCAACCUUUUCAUGGAUGAUGAAGACUUCUCUUCUUCUUCUUCCCACCAUCAUAAUAAUAACCCUUAUCAUCAACAACACCACCAGUUCUCCAACACUCCUACACCCACCACCACCACCAGCAGCACCACCACCACCCCGACCGGGGGCGAUGCCUACGACGUCGUCCAGUCCGCCGAUCACCACCACCAGUAUUACUCCGCCGUCUCGCCUGCCCGAGACGUGAACGUGGAAUUCGCCGCCUCCCUCUCCGGCAGAGACACCAGGUGGGCCAACGAGAUCCUCCUCGCGGCGGCGCAGGCCGACGCCGACAGAGACAGCGCCCGCGUCCAGGAGCAGAUGUGGAUGCUCAACGAGAUGGCUACCCCGUACGGCGACACCGACCAGAAGCUCGCCUACCUACUAUACCAGGCCCUCUUCAGCCGCAUGACGGAUUCCGGCGAGCGCGCUCCCAGACCAGGACGUACAGCGGGCGAGAAGACCUGCGCCUUCGAGUCAAGGAGGAAGACCGUCCUCAAAUACCAGGAAGUCAGCCCUUGGACCAACAUCGGACACGUGGCCUGCAAAGGCGCCAUCAUGGAAGCACUCGAAGGCGAAGAACAGGUCCACAUAAUCGACAGGCACACCUACUGCACCCAGUGGCCCACCCUGCUGGAAGCCAUCGCCACCCGCACCGACGAAACUCCCCACCUGAGGAUCACCACCGUCGUCCCCACGAAAUCAAGCGGCGCCGCCGGCGCCGGCUCAGCCGGCGCGGCGGCGGUGCAGAAAGUAAUGAAGGAGAUCGGCAGCAGGAUGGAGAAGUUCGCCCGGCUGAUGGGCGUGCCGUUCAAGUUCAGCAUUAUUCACCACGCCGGCGAUUUGUCGGAGUUGAAUUUAGCCGAACUGGAGAUCAAAGAAGACGAAGCGCUGGCGAUCAACUGCGUCGGAACUCUACACUCCGUCGCGACGGUGGGUAAUCGGAGAGAUUUUCUGAUAUCGAUAUUCAAGAGGCUGCAGCCCAGGAUAAUCACCAUUGUUGAAGAGGAGGCCGAUCUUCACGGCGCGGGGGGUGAUUCCGACGAUCGGGGUGAGUUCGUGAGGGGUUUUCAAGAAUGCAUGAGGUGGUUCAGGGUUUACUUUGACGCGCUGGAUGAGAGCUUUCCGAGGACGAGCAACGAGCGUUUGAUGCUGGAGAGGGCGGCGGGCCGCGCCGUCGUGGACCUGGUGGCGUGCUCGCCGCAGGAGUCGGUGGAGAGGCGGGAGACGGCGGUGCGGUGGUCGCACCGGCUUCACGCCGGCGGUUUCAGCCCCUUCUCUUUCAACGAUGAGGUGUGUGACGAUGUGCGCGCAUUGUUGAGGCGGUACAAGGAGGGGUGGUCGAUGGCGCCGUGCUCGGAUGAUGCCGCCGGAAUAUUCCUUUCUUGGAAGGAUCAGCCGGUGGUUUGGGCUAGUGCAUGGAAGCCUUGAUGACUAGGAUUCCCACCAAGAAAAAUGGGGGAGGGUCGCACGUGUGCUGGCACGUGCCUGGGGGGUGGGGUAGUGAAAAUGUAUGGAGUUGGUGAAGUGUUUUUGGUUGAAAAAAAAUAGGAAUUAAAAGGAAAGAUAUCAUUGGGUUUUUUUUAUAAUUAUUUUAUUUAACAUUUUUCGAUUUGAUUUCCCGUUUGGAUUGCAUAGAUUUGAAGUAACUAAUUCAAAUUAAUCUUUGUUUUAUCAAUUUGUGAUCAAUCUUUGUAUCCUAAUUAGCAAUAUUUCUAAUAGAUUUCAAUUUUGUUGAUUA